UCUCCGGAGUUUUUUCAGGGGGGUUGGGCGGAGUCCGGUAAGCUCACUGCUUCCUCGGAUCAGCUGGAGUUAGGAGUUCGGAAGGAAAGCACUCUCAAAGGGAGUGGCGAACGGAGUGGCUGUUCUAUUGGAGUGGGGGAUAAACUCUAUAAUAUAUUAGUGAUACGUUAUUACUUACUACUGACUUUUACUCAAAGUAUUUUGUUGAAUCACAACAUAGGUCUAGAAACCGACCGGCAAACUCGCUAGAAGGAAUACUACGCGUUAGAGAAACAAGGCAGAAAACAGUAAAGGUUUCUUAGAAUCUCCAAGAACUUCAUUUAUAAACCGCGACAGGGAUUUUCUGGAAAACGAGCAACUCUGUGAUUGACAUCGUGCCUGUCAUCGUUUUGUGAUGUCAUUUUUAUAACACCUGAGGCCAAGAUGAGAGCAACAGCCCACCUGACGGCUUUGGGCGUGAUAGCGCUGACGGCUUUCGUCGCGGGCGCGUUUGACGAGGGCGCAGACGAUGACGUAGCCACCGUCCAGGGUGGAGCAUUCGACCCCCACCCACUGUAUGAGUCCUUGCAGGCCAGGAAGAGGCAGCUGAACAAUGAAGAAGAAGAAGAAGAAGAAGACAAUGGCACUCCGAAGUCGGUUCAAGAUGGCGAUUACGGGGAUUCUGUCGACGGUUAUAAUCUCCCCGACUCGUAUUCAUCAGCUCCAUCUUACGCCGAUCCGUCACUUCUCUCAGCUGUGAUGACACAGGCGGAUGAAGCGAAUUUCCGAUAUCCAAUUCAAACAACGGUGCCUCCGGCGAGCGAUCUCUCAGCCUCGGGAAGUGAAGUGGAUCCUGCGCUGUCUCAGCCUGAGACGAAUGAGAUCAACCCUUUCGAGCUCUUCCCUCCACAGUUCCACGAGCUUCUUGAAAUUCCCCUUCACACUUACGCCAACGGUUCGUCGUAUAGUCCUCACACCCGUCAGCAGAGUCUCCCGAUGGGUCCGUUUAUUUCGAAAGGUUACGCCAACACCAAGAUUCAAGGUGGCAUUAAAGUUCAACCCCAGGCAGGGCAAGACACUCCACAAGUUGCCUACGCGCCGAAGCCAGUGUUUGGCGACAGAUCUGAGUACUCUGGAACGCAAGACCGAGGCUCAUUGCCAAAAUCGCCGAUUUCGACGACUUCCAAAACAACUACCAGAACUAGAGAAGAAACAACUACAACUAAAGAGGAAACAACAACAACAACAAAGACAACUACAAAAGCAGCUAUAACCCCUGAGAUUAUUACUACCACUUCUAAGACUACUACUCCUCAGAUUACCACUACAACUUCUCAGAUUACUAAUACAGAAGCUCCAAAAAGAAAAAUUUAUGCCUCACCGCCUCCCCGCAGCUCUGGAAGGCCAAUAAUAACAAGACGUCCCACAACAAAUGUUCACCAGACUACGCCUUACACCAAGCCAUCUCAUGUAUCUUCACAUUCAAGUUCUAUUGAUGAGGAUGAUUUUCUCAUACCUUUGGAAGACACAUAUCCUCCUGAAACCUCUCAUUCAACACCUUACCAGUAUGAAACAGAUAUACAUGAAGAUGACUUGAGUGAACAUGACAUUCAACCCAAAAUUCCUAACAAUUUGCCUCCCUUGAGGUACACACGACGUCCAACAACUGAAACCUCAACAACACGUUACUUUACUACAUCACAGUCAACGUCUCAUCCUACAAUUACAUGGACAACUACAACCACAAAACCAAGUUACUUUUCUGAGGUCUAUGACAUUACAGAGCGGCCAACUCCAACGCAGUUAUCUAGGGGGAAACCUUAUGGGACAAGAAUUCCACCAUCCACACUGAGUACAAAUCCAACUGUUAAUAUACUAAGUCCUUUACCUAUAACACCAGUGCACCCUGAACCUCUGAAAGAAGAAAGAGUAACGCCUCAGCCAAACACUCCUUCCACUACUAUAGCCACACCAAAGAAAGAGGUGGAAAUUUUCCGCCCUUCUAAAACUGAUCCUUACAUAAGGCCUCGCUUCCCAACAACAACCUAUCAGCCAUCUUUUCCACCAGGGCACGGAUACUUCUCACAAGAUUCUCCAGAGGUUUUGCCUCCAGUGGUGAACACCUUUGAAGAAUCUACAAGACCCUCAGUGCAGUCUGAAAUAGUUGGAAGACCAGCUCCAGUACCAUCGCCACCUUCCCUCCCACCACCUCCUCAACCACCAAGUCUACCUUUCCCUCCUCAUCCUCCUCCUCCACCAUUACUUGCUGGACCCCCAUCUUUCCCACCUCCACAUCCAUCUACAAGCAUUCCACACCGGUCACCACCUUCUCAAGCUAGUAGCCAACCAACUUUCCUACCACCACCACCGCCACCAGCUCAGCCACAAAGACCAAUAACACCACCAUCAAGAAAAGAUAGGCCAGCACUAGUCCCACCACGACAUGAAAGGCCGGUAUCACUUCCACCACGACGAGAGAGACCAGGUUUGGCCCCACCACCCCUGCCUCCUCCUCCAGAAUUUCUCAAUAAUGAGAUAAUACCACCACUUCCACCAGCAUCUUUCUUUAAUUCACCACCUUCAUUCACUAGGCUACCUUCAGAAAGGCCAACACAUCCUCCAUCUUUCAGACCCCCAACACAGCAAGCCCAUGUUCCACACCCUAGGCCUGGAGUAACACAGUUCCCUAGUUCCAGUCAUCCUAUGAGAAUUCCAAGGCCUCGACCUCAUAACCGUCCUUCCGUUCACCCAAGUAUACCUCCGUCUUUCCAGAAGGUUCAUCCAGCAAUCACCCCUCCACCAUUACCUCAUGAUUUACCAGAAAUGGAACUUGGCUUUACAUUACCUGCAGAAGCAGGAAAUCUCCCAAAACGCCCUCCACAACAUAAUGAAAUACGAAGAAAUCACGUAGAAAAUAAUGCCCCAAAUAUUCUACCUCAAUUCAGACCAAAUGCACAUCAAAAUCACGAAACAUUUGGUUUCCAAGGUCCUUCAGACAGAGUAUUCAGACCUCAUCCUCGUCCUCAAAGGCCUGAUAAACGUCCAGCUGUAUCAAAACGGCCUUCAUUCUUGGAAAAUUUCAAUUUCUUUGGACGCACCCCAGUUAACAGGCGCAGGGGUGAAACAGGCCCUGGGAGUGAUAUUAAUAACCCAACAGAUAAGGCUCCAAACAAACAAAAUAUGGUAGAUAAAACUGCAGGCAUACAUUAUCAGUUGACCCAUGGUCCUCUGCCGAAAAAUGCCCAAAGAGUUGUGGUAAUUGGACCGUUCAAAGAGCCUCCGCCAGGUGCUCCUAUAAUCCCACCACCUAAGAAUAAUAUGACCCCACAUCUUAACUUAUCUAUGCAACCACCUCCACCACCUCCCCCUUUACCAAGCAGAAAAGUUGCACCUCCACCAUUGUUAAAUCAUGAAAAUUUGUCUCCAGAGCUGCAUUCAUCUAACACAGGCCACUUUGACCAAGCAGCUGAUCGUAUGGGUGCAGGUCAUUUAUUACAUCAAAAUGUCCCUCAAGAGUCCGAAAACCAAAUGAAUUUCCCAGCAGAAGUUCCAAUACAGAAAGGUGGAAAAAAAGAGACACCUGACGUCAUCUAUGGUCAACCAUUCCACUUGGGAGCAAACAGAAGGGGUCCCUCAGCACCAAACACAGAUCCCACAUCUCAGCCUAAAUUUAAUGUAAUGGAAGAAGUUAGCGAAGAAGAUAAAGAAGCAAUCAUAGCUGGAAAAUUCAGAUUCCCACCAAUGUCAGUAGACAGAUUUGGUGCUGGAGAUGACUCUGCAUUACCACAAAAUGUCAUUCCUUUUCCUGUGCCGAUAAUGACACCAGAGGAUAACUCUGCUACUAAGUGGUCAAUAUUCGGAUUCGGGGCCCCACCUCAACCAAAGUCACCUCCACCAGUUCCAGAACUGGUGGCUGCUGAGCCCUUCCAAAUCCAAAGAAAUCCUUUGCCUAAAGCAAGUGCCCUUCGCUCGUCACCACCUGUUCCUUCUAAUUUACUAAACUUGAAGAAUCAGCAAAAUGUGCCAAAUCAUGGCGCCCUAAAAGAAUAUCCAUCAAGAUAUAGUCGACCAGCCUCAUACACACAUCCCUCACAGACCUCUGAUUCGACAAAUACACAACAGAAUCACUUAAAUGAAAAUAACUAUCACAACAUUAACAACACUUUUACCACAGAACCCUCAACUUCCCCAACUACACCAACACCAAAGGUAGUUACAUUCAUGCCAUUUUCAGUUUCAAGUGUAACAUCUAAAUCUUAUAGUCCAAGACCUGUUUACCACCACACAACAACAUCUACAGAAAGGCCAGCAACAGUGACAGAAGGAACCAAUCCCACUACAACCACUGCAAGAACAGAAACCACACCAACACAGAGUCCUUCUACAACACAGCCUGUAACACCUAUGCGUAUCACAGAGUACCCGUCCAGCAAUUACCACACAAUUGUAAACAGAAAAGAGACUGAAAAUAUUGGAGAUGGUGGCUUCAAAGCACCAGCCAUAUCAUCCUCAGCAUACUCGGGAUGGCAAGCUGUGGGUGCACCACGACUACCAUCAACUGGUCCAGGAGAUGGUUUAAGUCCUGUGGUGUCCUACGUUAAAGAGAACAUCCCCGAUAUUCUUAUAAGGCCUACAACAAAUACAAAUACAUACCAAAACGACAAUGAUGACCCUGAUAUCGUAACGGGGGUCAUCAGUGAUAGAAUGGGCCUAGUGGAUGAUGGUGAUGAUGGCCAACUUGUCAAAUAUUCGUCUCGAUUCAACGUCGAAACGCCAGGAAUCGUGAGAAGUUACUGGGUUAAACCCCCAACACUUGCUUAAAUAUUCCAAGCCAGUCUUUGAAAUUAAGAGGAAACAAGAGAACAUAACUUGUGAGUUAAUGUUACUGAACGCAUUAUUUUUCAUCCUUUAAUACUUACUUGAUAGUGUAAUGACCUGCAGUUUGCAGCAAAUGGAAUAUGAAAGUUCUUGCUGCAUUAAAGAUCUCUGGGCCUUGCUCAGCCAUGCUGUCAUAACAGUUCAGAAGCGGAACUAAAAACAUAACAAAACUAUGAAUAUACUGUGUGUCCAAAUGAUCAUAGUAUUUAACAUUAUUCGUUGAAUUUCAUGGUAAGAAACGACGUUAAAUCAUGAUUUUGGCAAUAAUCAGGAAAUAAAUCCCAGAAGCUUGAUGGCCAAGUGUAUCGAUAUCUUGACAGUUUAGCAAAGAUAUUUCAAUUCCUUGUCACUGAUGUGAUUACUAUUUUAGUUGAGUUUUAGUAUUAAAGGAAACAGUAACUCAUAAUGGGCAUUGUUUGCGUUGCUAAUCUGUAAUGAUCACUGAAUAAGAUAUAAAAAUGGGUGCAGGAAAACCUCCACAUUUUCUAAAUGGCGACGUCAGUUUGUUUAAAGAAUUGUUAUCAGAGACUAAUUCUUGACCUCAGCCAAAAAUUCUGCUUUUGACUCUGAUUCAUGAAGUGUGUUAGUUUAUGAUGUCUCUCCUAUCUUUCUUUGUUCUAGAGUAUGGAAUUGGCUUGGCCUGUUGUUAAAACACAAUUUGCCUGUGAGAAAACGCUACUUGCGUUUAUCCAAGCAAGCACAGAAAAGAUAUCACAAGUAUAAGUGCGGUUACGUGAAUCUGAUAAAAUAUAAGAAGUCCCUCUGAAAAAUUGUGAGUUUUAAGGGGUCGGGGUA
Messenger RNA from Macrobrachium nipponense, 5652 nucleotides. Its product is annotated as mucin-2-like. The transcript is spliced from 4 exons. Lineage: Eukaryota; Metazoa; Arthropoda; Malacostraca; Decapoda; Palaemonidae. The record is from RefSeq and is a predicted model, not a curated record. The coding region runs from base 424 to 4800 and encodes 1458 amino acids.